Dicrocoelium dendriticum is the source of this 2945-nucleotide messenger RNA. The record is from the annotation of a GenBank genome assembly. NCBI's taxonomy places the organism in Eukaryota, Metazoa, Platyhelminthes, Trematoda, Plagiorchiida, Dicrocoeliidae.
GAACAUGACCGUCAGGUGACAGCGUAUUUCUAUCGAUCUUACUAAUUCGAUCGGUGCUUCAAACCGGUGGAACACAGCUGUCUAUGUUGCGUGAAAUGCCCCUAUGUCACGCCCCAAGUAGAAGUCUGGCCAGAUAACACAUGGAUUCACCAGAGCCACUGUACUAUGUCUGGACCGAAUAUGUCCUCAGUGCUCGUCCCUCCGAACUUGCCACCUUGUUGGAUAACCCUAGAGUUCGCACUGCCACUUCUAAAACUAGAUGCAAUUUGGAAGUCACUCGACGAGUUCUCAACCGACGAAUGUACGAUCAGUGGGCCAGGUACUCCAUCGUGCGAAUCACUGGACCUGAUGACCAGUCGAUUAAUCAAUGUAAUCGUAUGUUGGAGCGCGCUAUCCCGUUGUAUCAGCAGCGGAUAGAAUAUUCCCGCCGGGCGCCUGUUACUUUGUAUUCCAAAAAUGUUGAAGCUGAAGGUGAUUUUCGGUCUAGAGUAGGGCACUUAGCUUUGAGUUCAGGAAAAAAACGUCCGUCGAGCGAGGGCCGUUCGAUUAGUACCAAGAAUGAUCGGAAUAUUGACUCACCAUUUGUGCAGACAGGCUCUUUUAUUCUGGACAUGAGCGGUCAUGUGCAAGUCUCAUACGAUGAUCCUACUUCCCUACGUUCUGGUGGUAGUCAUGCAAAAUUAGAUGCUAAAUUUAGCACUCGAUCUGCUGUCACAACCUCAUCACACAGCGACGAGCAGCUCGGUGCUCCUUCUCCCAAAGCAAUAUCUGUCAUUAAUUCUGCGAUGAAUACGUCUGUCAUACAGGAUGAUGGUAAGGCUUCCCUCUCAUUUGCGAUUUCCGCGAAAUCUGGUGACUCACUUGAGGUUAAUGCCAUUGGUCAGGCCGAUGUGGCGAUGGUUCACUCGGCCACCAGCGAUGUGCAUCUGAAAAACACUGCAACUUCAGAUGGUCAUAGCACCUCUGUUCUGCAUCAAAAUCUGCCUAACACCCUCUCGGGUGAAUCCGCCGCUGAUUCUGUCGGUCGGAAAGCACUCGGACUUACACAUGGAGUUGCUGAUCACCAAGAGGAUAUUGAUGCUGGAGCUGAUGGUUUACCAGCCCGUGCAGUGUUAACUACUCAAGUUUCUUACGAAUCGACCAUGUCAAUGACUCAUACUGAUCAUCCACCUUCAACGAAGCCCACGGAGGUGCUCUCUCAAACUUCACCUCCUAGCGAUGCUGGUCAGCCAGAAGGGGAACGUUCCGUUAUUGACAAGGCGUAUAGUGCGGUGGGGACAACCUUGCUCGAACAGCCACUUAAUCUGGAGUCUAAUGUGAGGGCGAUGAACGAAUCGCGACCAUGCACUGCCACUAUCAAAACGGAAGUAUCUUUUAAUCAAUGUUCUGGGCCAGAUAGUCAUUUCUUUGCCGAUGUACGUAUUUCGGUUCAAUCUCGUGGACCUACGGAGGAAAAUGUGGUUGCUGUAGACCCUACUAUCCCACUUCCCUUGGAGAGCAAGGCUGCAGUCGCUGUGUUAAAUACAGACGCGUUCACUGAAAAAAUAGAUUACCCGCCACAAAAUUCUCUCAUCGAUACAAACGUUGUCACCCACCAUAAGGAGGCGCUCCCAACUUCCGAAGACAAUGUUUUUAUACCUGAGCAAUCUGCUGCGAUUCCGUCGACCAAUAGCGGCUUAAAUGAUGUGAGCACUGAACAAAACAGUUCCCGGAUGAUCGCAUCCGUCACAAGUGGUUCUCUGGCUCUUAGAUCCUCACGAGCUGCCGGUGUGCCUGCUGAGGUUCUUGAGGCAACCUGCCCCUUACCGGCCAAUAGUUUGCAGCGGCCCACGGAUAAAUCUCAAAAUUCCACUGCGUUGACAACGACUUCUACCAAAUCAGAGAAGAAAUUGACGCUGCAUGCAUCCGGCCCAGCCUCUGGACCUCAUUCUACCCCCGCUAACUCAGCUGAUGCGCGACUUGUACUCACGGAAUCCGCUCAGCUUACCCAGAGUGAUAAAGCUACCAAAUUCGAAACUCACACCGCGAUCCAAAUGUCUGUCAGUCACCUAGAGUCAGAGGAACUAAUCGAUCUAAAGGAGACUAGCGUUCAAGAAGUCGAAGACCUCACCAAGCCUUUAGCCCAUCCUCCCAAGGGCCAACCCUCUUUGCCACUACCGGCGACGAAUUCUAACCCAAAUCCCCUGUCACCGACCCCCGAGGGUAGAAUGCAUACUUCACCCGGUGUACAACCCACUAGCCCUGUUUCUAUUACCACAAGUAUCAGUACCAAUCUGGAGGUGCACGUGAACCGUGAGACUGGUCAGAUUGACUUUUCAUUCGAGGUGAACGGCACUCCUAUUCCCUCGGCUUUCGGUGGCGGAAAUGUGCCCGCCCACGACCCGUCGUUUUCGGCUGAGUGGAAUUUCAAACUCGAACGCAAUGCAGCUUUCGGUCCCGUGGGUGCUAUUGUCUCACCAAGCGAGACUCCUGCUAGCACAGCCAACGGUUUAAUGCGGAUGAAUUGAUUUUGGUCAUAUCCCGGUUUGGAAUCCUCAUUUCACACCUCAGAUCUACUGUCAUUCUGACACAGUUGGGAUCAGUUUUAGACCUUGAUUUCGCUUUCCAUCUUCUCACACCUGCGUUGCUUCGGUGCUAAAUUGACGCGCAUUUUCGCCACUUUGAGACGAUCUGUGUCCUAUUGCUUCACCAUCUCAUUCUCUGGACGUUGACGCAGUGUGCUGACCACCGCUUAUGGGUGCAUUCCCUUACUUUGUGUCCACCAGAACCACUGGGUUUAUUCUUGUUUUCCAUCUGUGGCAUUUGCGCUGGAUCCAACCGCUGAUACUGUUUGUACUUCUUUACUUCUUUCCACCAUUGACGAAGCAUAGAUUCGCCCCAUUACUUUUCACCUCGGUUGUCUCAUUGACAAAUUUGUCGCAUAAAAAGACAAAUCUCUGAAUUGA